UCCCUCAGACCGUCACGGAGGGAGGACGUGCGAAGCUGGUGCUCACGAAACUUGGCCUAGAGACUCUUCCCUUCUCCCUUUCUCUCUCCCUCUCCCUCCCUCCUCCCCCCGCCUCUUGUCCGGCCCCCUCCCUCCCCCCUUUGCCACCGGGAGGAGCUGAGUGUCUUCCCGCUGCAGGAGGAGGAGGAGGAGGUAGGGAAAAGUGGAAAGUUUGUGGAUUUUUGGACAGAGGGAGGAAAAAGUGAGGAAAAUUGUGGUCUACAGGAAAAUUUUAUAUCUGGAAGGUUUGUACGCCUCAACACACACCUGAGGGAGAGUGAAAUGAACUGAAGGUAUAGUGACUGCGUGGACAGCGAAGGGCGAGUGGUAGAAUGCUGGGAAGAACAUUGUGUUGAGAGUACCUUUGGCUGUCACCAGGUGUAUGUAUGUUGGGCACACCUUAAAUGGAAGAGAUGAAAUAGACAAAGCAACGCCUGUGAGAUAAUCAAUAGAGGACGAGUGGAAGGAUGUAGGGAUAAGGACAUGAUGUUAAACUUACCUUUUGACUUUCGCCAGGUGUAUAUGGGGCACACCUGUAGUGGAAUGAAAUAGACAAAGAAACGCCAAUGAAAUAAUAAAUGAAAGACAAGUGACGGAAUUUGAAGAAAGACAUUGUAUUGAAUUUAAUAGUGAUUGCAAGGUAGUGACUGGAUUAACUAAGACUCUCGUGAAGAACAGUGAAAAAAACAAUAGUGAAUGAAAAAAAAAGAUGAACUAAACCAAGACACGAUAAAAUAGUGAAAAAUUAUGGAAAUAGAGACAUAAUAAAGGACAAAAGAUAAUAUUAUACGAGAAAUCAUCACAUUACGUCAUCUGCCUGCUUCUUGCCGUCACCUGGCUGUCGUGCCUCAGGUGAACCCCGUCCACAGCUCACCUGUCAGACCACUCAGGUGAAAGGGUAAGAGGAACGUACCUGGCGUAAUUGGAGGUGAGGUACAGACGGCACUCAGACUUCACUCACUUUGCAGCCCACAGGUGAAGGAAUAUGUUGGCAAUGUGUAAACAGUAUGGGACGUCAAUUAUGGUUCGGAAGGAAUAUAUAUGGAUGAGUAAAAGUAAUGAAGGUGUACAUGAAUGAAUUAGUGUGGAAAGAAACUAGUGACUCGGUGCAUGUUUGAGGUGUAAAGAAAGUGAAAUAGCUCUUGGGGUAAAAAGAUAGAGAGAGAAAAAAAUAAAGGAGUAAAUAAAUAAAAAAAAUAAAAGAGUUGUGUUUAAACGAAUUACUUUACCUGGCAAGGGAAGGAAUUAAAAGAAAAAAAGAAAGAAAAAAAAGAGGAGAAGGAAGAAAAAGAAGAAGGAAAAGAAACAGGAGUGUCAACAACGUAGAAAAUAAAAACGUGUAUAAAAAAGGAAAAAAAGGGAAAAAAACCUUGCUUGGUGAGGAAAGGAAAACCAGUCAUACCUUGAAGUGAAAAAAAGAAAAAAAGAUUAAAAAAAACAUCAGGACAAGCAGAAGUGAAAAAAAAGAGAAAGAAAAAGUAAAAGAAAAUAUCAAAGGAAGCAAUUUUAGGAAAGUGAGAAAAGUAAGAAAAAAAGAAGAGGAAAAUAUUGCGUGUGAACCAAUAUUGCAAGGGAGAAGAGAGGCGGAGGAGAGAAGAGAAGGAGGAGGAGAAGGAGGAGGAGGAGGAAAGAAAUAGGUAGUGAAGAAGAGAAGAGGAAGAAUAAACAGGAAGUGAGGAGUGAAGGAAACUACAAACCUCCUUCCUUCCUUCCUUCCCUCCCCUCCUUCCUUUCCUUCAUUCCCUCCGUCCAGACCUUUCCCCAGAGAAGAGCCACACCUGCCCAAGCAUGGCCUCCUCCAGGGACACACACCUGCACGGCCUACACCUGCUUCUAAUACUCCUCUCAGCCUACACAGCGGGCGUGGGCGGCACAGACGACUGGUGGGUGGAGACGCCUCGCUUCGGAAGAUCAGAAAGCAAAGUGGAGGUGGAGAAGGGCGAGACAGCAAGACUUCCCUGCGUGGUUCUGCACCUUAAUGACAGAUCCGUGACGUGGCUGAGGAAACGUGACCUACAUAUUUUGACAGCGGGGCACCACACCUACUCAGCUGACGACAGAUUCAAGGUAGUGCACACGGAGGGCAGCAACGAGUGGACCCUGGUGGUGAGGUUUGCACAGAUGAGGGACGCAGGUGUGUACGAGUGCCAGGUGAACACUGACCCCAAGCUGUCCAAACCUGUCACUCUAGAUGUGCUGGACGAGGGGCGAGAGGUGACGGUGACCAAAACGAAAGUGUUUGUGGCCAAUAACACAGCUUCCACUAAAGAUGGUCACCUCCGCGUUGAAAUCCAAGGGCCACGCGAGCUGUACAUUCAGGAAGGUUCGUCUCUGCACCUCACCUGCCUCGUCACCUCCUCCCGCGGCCCCUCCACACCUGUCUACUGGUACCACGACACCAACCUCAUUGACUACAACUCCCCCAGGGGCGGCGUCAACCUGAAGAGUCAUUCCGUGCAAGAGAAGGACGAGGAGGAAAAAGAAGAGGAAGAGGAGGAAAGAAAGAAAAAUGUGGAAAUUGAUAGAGAGCUCAGUGUGUGUCCAGCCUUUGUGAGCGGAGGGCGUACUGCGGCGCGCUCCAGGACUCUCCCUUUUUACCUCCUCGCUUCUCCGUCCACUCUCCACUCUCCCUCCUCUCCCUCGCGUGUGGAGGUGAUCAUGGUGGAACUGAAAACCAAAGUAAGCGUGGCAACAUUAUGCUUCUGUGGCGGCUCCGUGCACCCCCACCACACCACCACAACCACCACCACCACGACCACCACCACAACGCUGCACCACAGACACCACCCCCGCCCCUGCCACCUCAGCGCUGACCACACCCCCACACCACCACCCCCGCCACCACAGCAGCAGGGGAAGAUGUCGUCCGGGCCCCACGCCUCGAGAAUCGCUAGGAAGUACAGGAGGUCACGGCUGAAGAGGGUCAAGAGGCAGGAGUUUAAAAAGUUGAGGGACAUGGUGCCCGCCCUGCAGGAGAAGCCGGUUGUCACUAAGGUGGAGGUGAUCGAGGAGGCAAUUAAGUACAUAGAUGAGCUCCACACGGCACUCAUCGAACGCUUCAGGACGCGGGGCCUUCCCUCCACCCUACGAGACCUGCCACUGGAACCUCGCGAAGUCCACGGGGGCAACAUUCGCGAGCUCGUGCGUCACCUCCUCGCCGCGUCCAGCCCCGCCGCCCUGCCGCCCGCCCGCCUGGAGAACGCCCGCACGCUGCCCUCCUUCAUCCAGCGGGUGGCCAAGGCGCGGCGGCUCUAGGGGCGCGGGGAGGAGCCUGUAGGAGUGGUGGUAGGAGUGGUAUAGGACUCCAGACGGCAUUUCUACGAGGGAUUGAAGGAAUUGAUGGACUGGUGCAUGAUGGGUUGAUUGACUAAAAGGACAAGUGAAGGAGGAAAGGACGUGAAGGACAGAAGUGAAGGGAGAGAUUGAAAGGAGAGAAGUAAAUAAGGAAAGGACGUGAAGGAUGGAAGUGAAGAAAGGGAGAUAAGGAGAUAAGUGAAGAAGGAUAGAAGUGAAGGAAGGGACGUGAGAGAGAGAUAGGCUUAAAGUGAAGGACUGGAGGGAGAGGCAAGAAAGAAAGAAGGAAAGAUGACAAGAAUAAACAAGAAAGGAAAUGACUAUGAAAGGAAGGAAGGAAGGAAAAAAAACUAUUAUUAUACAGAAAGAGCAGAUAAUUAAUGAAAAUGAAUGAAGGAAGAUGACGUUUUCUCUACACUCUACUAAAAAGAAAACGAUAGUACACUUUUCCAGGAGAAGCUCAAGAAGAAAAAAAAAAAAGACAAACUGAAAAAACUUGCCUUCCUUCUUUUUCUAGGACUGAAGAAAACUAGAAGACAGAAGGAAGGAAGAGAAAAAGAAGGAAGAAGGACAAGGAACAGAACACGAAAGGAAGCGAAAAGGAGGAUAAAGAAGGACAUGGAAAAGAAGAGGGGUGUUAAUGAAUGUGGAUAAAGAUAAAUAAAGGAUAAAGAUGAAUGAAGGUGUGUUAAAGAACGUAAACGAAAGAAGUGAAUGAAAGAUGGAAGGAGGAGGAAAGGUGUGUUGAGGAACAUGAGAAAAAAGGAUGAAAGAAAUGAAGGAAAGGAAGGAAAAGGAGUGGACAGAGAAAAAAGGAUGAAAGAAAUGAAGGAAAGGAAGGAAAAGGAGUGGACAAAGAAGAGUGAAUGAAUGAAGGAAGGAGAUAGGAGAAAGUGAAGGAAGUAGAAGAGAAGGAAUCACCACCACCACCACCACCACUUAGGAAGGGAAUGGGAGACUGUGAUUGGCCUUAACAGUUAUCAGAGGGGGGGUGUGAGGGGGGAGUGACUGGGUUUGUAAACAUUGUGGUGGGAUGUACUGAGAGAGAGAGAGAGAGAGAGAGAGAGAGAGAGAGAGAGAGAGAGAGAGAGAGAGAGAGAGAGAGAGAAUAUCAAGGUCAUCCAAGGUUAUUCUAAACACCCACUCCUUCCCCCUCCCCCUUUGCUUCUCACAGCCACGCCCUCUCCUCCUCCUCCCCUACAUUUUUCUUGUAACUUCUACAGCUUUCUUUUCUUUAACUUUUCUUCUUCUUCUUCAUCCUCCUCCUUUUUCCGUCUUGUUUUUCCUCUUCUGCUCUUCCUUCUCAUUACAUUCAUUUCCUUCUUGUCUUGCACUCCUCUUCCUCCUCUUAUUAAACUCGUCUGUCGUCGUCCUCCUCCUCCUCACAACCUGGAGGAGGAGGAGGAGGAGGAGAUGAGGUUAUACAAGGCUGUGUUCUCUCGCCUGGAACAGCCCCAAGUCUGGAACGCUGCUAGGAGGAGGAGGAGGAGGAGGAGGAGGCGUAUCUGGAAUGCGAGGCGGCGAGGGGUACGGCGCCCGGAAAGGAGAUGGGGAAUCCUGGGGGAGGAGGAGGAGGAGGAAGAAGAAGAAAGGAGCUGUAGAAUCCUUGGGUGGAGUGGGUGGAGUAAUGUAGGAGGAGAGGGUGGCACUGGAAGAUGUGACGGGUGGAAGACGUGAUGGAGGAUGGAGAUAGAUAGGAGGAGGAAGAGGAGGAGGAGAGCGUGGCAUAUCUCCAGUCGAUCAGGUGUGUCUGGGAGAUGAUUAGGAAAGUAGUGUGUGUGUGUGUGUGUGUGUGUGUGUGUGUGUGUCGUACAGGAAUGUUGGGCUAUUGUAUGAUAAAGUUGGCUAAUUUUGUUUAAAUGGGCAUUGAGAUCUUUCAAAUACGUAAUGUUAAAAAAAAAAAAAAUGGUACUUUAUUACUUUGAGAAAACCACUUUUUUUUACUUAACCAACUUCUUUGUUAAUUUUAACGUCAACAAAAAGUAUAUUAUAAAAUGAAGAAACGCUUUAUUUACAAAAAGUAUAUUAUAAAAUGAAGAAACGCUUUAUUUACAUAGAUUCAUAAUUAUUUUUCAUUCUUUUAAAUUCUGAAAUAAACAAAAACUAGAUAAACAACCAUAAAAAAAGCACAAAGAUAAACAAAAAAGUAAAGAAAAUUACUGUAACGAAAAGAAAAAAUAACCUACCAAAGAGAUUUCAAGUGUAACCAACAAGUAAUCAGAACAAAAUAAAAUAAACUAAAAAUAAACUAAAAUCCAUGUAUGUAUGAAUGCGUGCACGUGUGUAUGUAUAUGUAUGCAAACCCCAAUUAAUGUAUGUAUGUGUAUGAAUCAAGGGAAUGGGGUAGGGGGGGGUGAGGUCAAAGGGUAGGUUACGGUCAGAGGGGGGAAGGGAAAGGAGGGGGAGGCAAUUAUUUAUACAGGGAGGGGAGGGGGGGGAAAGAGGAGGAAUAAGAGAAGAGAAAGCAGAGAUAGAGACAAGGAAAAAUGGAACAAGUAGAGAAAGAGAUGUGGAAGGAUAAAGAGGAGAUAGGAAGAGGAGGAGAAGGACGAACAAAAGACGAGCAGAAAGGGAAGGGUGGAAGGAAAAGAAAAAUGAGUAAUAAGAAAAGAUGUGGAAAGAGAAGGGUGAAUAGAAAGGAGGAG
Scylla paramamosain (green mud crab) is the source of this 5978-nucleotide messenger RNA. RefSeq lists its product as uncharacterized. The record is from RefSeq and is a predicted model, not a curated record. The transcript is spliced from 13 exons. NCBI's taxonomy places the organism in Eukaryota, Metazoa, Arthropoda, Malacostraca, Decapoda, Portunidae. Gene Ontology annotation, cellular component: neuron projection membrane. Bases 1828 to 3294 code for a protein of 488 amino acids. Gene Ontology annotation, molecular function: protein dimerization activity. Gene Ontology annotation, biological process: synapse organization.